UGCGGGGCGGAGAGCGGCGAUGCGGGCCGCCGGCGCCCCGCGCUGCCCGCUCGCUGCGAGAGGCGAGCCCAGCCGCACUCCGUGUUGAAAAGUGACGGCGCAGCGGCGGCUCCCGCAGAGGCUCCGCGCUCGCGGCCGGUCGGAGGGUGGGCAGGUUUGCUCUUGCCCCCCCCGCGGUCGCCGCGAUGUCCGCUCUCCUCUUGGCCCUGGCGAUGCUCUGGGGAUUACCGCCCGUCGCCGAGGCGCUUGCAGCGGGAGCCCGCGGAGGUCCUGAGGAAGCAGAUUUUAAGUGUGCCCUGAAUUACAUUAGCUGCAUUGGUACCAACAAAUGUAUUCACUUGUCCCAGCUCUGCAAUGGUGUUUAUGACUGUUCUGAUGGGUAUGAUGAAGGAGUACAUUGCCGGGAAUUGCUACCCAAAUGCCAACAGAUGAAUUGCCAAUACAAAUGUGCCAUCACCAGGAGUGGCACCAGGUGUUACUGUGCCGAUGGAUAUGAAACAAGCAGUGAUGGAAGAAGCUGCACAGAUGUGAAUGAAUGUAACACAUAUGGAAGCUGUAGCCAGAUGUGUGCAAACACAGAAGGAUCAUACUCUUGCAGCUGUGUGGAGGGUUAUGUGCUUCAGCCUGAUAACAAAUCCUGCAAGGCCAAAAAUAAGCCUGCUGAUAGACCAUCUCUUCUUCUGAUUGCAAGCUCAGAAACAAUUGAGGUAUUACACCUUAAUGGAAGCAAAAUGUCUGCCAGAACGCCUGUAAAAGGGUCUGCAAUUUUGACACUAGACUAUAGCUACAAAGAGGACACCAUUUGUUGGAUUGAAUCAAGAGAUCUUUCAAGUCAGCUGAAGUGUACAAAGAUAGCAAAAGCUGGGAAGUUAACAGAUGAAUGGAUAAUAAACAUUGCUCAGUAUCUUCACAAUGUACAGCAAAUAGCAAUAGACUGGAUCACUGGAAAUUUUUACUUUUUGGAUCACAUCAGUGACAGGAUCUUCGUUUGCAACCAGAAUGGAUCAGUGUGUAUUACCCUCAUUGAGCUUGACCUUAAUAACCCUAAGGCCAUAGCUGUUGAUCCAGCAUCAGGAAAGCUUUUCUUUACAGACUACGGGAAUACUGCCAAGGUUGAGAGAUGUGACAUGGAUGGAAUGAACAGGACAUGGAUAGUAGACUCUAAAAUUGAACAGCCAACUGCUCUUGCACUAGACCUCAUCAAUAAAUAUGUUUAUUGGGUUGACAUAUAUCUGGAUAGUGUGGAAGUUGUUGACUAUCAAGGGAGAAAGAGACAUACGAUAAUAAAAGGCAGACAAAUUAGGCACCUCUGUGGUUUGGCAGUAUUUGAAAACUAUUUAUAUACAGUUGAUUCAGAUAACCUCAGCAUUUUACGAAUAAACAGAUAUAACGGUACCGAUAUUCAGUCUCUUGCCAGGCUUGACAAUGCUAAAGAGAUCCAUGUGUACCAGAAAAGAUCUCAAACAGCAGUCAGAAGCCAUGCAUGCGAAGUGGACCCAUAUGGAAUGCCGGGAGGAUGUUCACACAUCUGUCUGCUCAGCAGCAACUACAAGGCACGAACUUGUCGCUGCAGGACUGGCUUCAUCUUGGGGAGUGAUGGCAGGUCAUGCAAAAGACCAAAGAAUGAAUUGUUUCUUUUUUAUGGGAAGGGACGUCCAGGAAUAAUACGGGGAAUGGACCUGAACACCAAAGUGUCUGAUGAAUACAUGAUCCCUAUAGAAGACUUGGUCAGUCCUCGUGCUCUGGACUUCCAUGCUGAAACCAGUUACAUUUACUUUGCUGAUACUACCAGUUUCCUAAUUGGACGACAGAAAAUUGAUGGCACAGAGCGAGAGACAAUCCUCAAAGAUGACCUUGAUAAUGUAGAAGGCAUAGCAGUGGACUGGAUUGGAAAUAAUCUUUAUUGGACAAAUGAUGGCCACAGGAAAACCAUUGCUGUAGCCAGGCUGGAAAAAGCUUCUCAGAGCAGAAAAACUUUGUUGGAGGGAGACAUGUCGCACCCGAGAGGAAUUGUGGUUGAUCCUGUCAAUGGCUGGAUGUAUUGGACAGACUGGGAAGAAGAUGAAAUGGAUGACAACGUGGGAAGAAUUGAGAAGGCAUGGAUGGAUGGCUACAGUCGGCAGAUUUUUGUAACAUCAAAGAUGCUAUGGCCAAAUGGUUUAACUCUGGACUAUCAUGCCAAUGUGUUAUACUGGUGUGAUGCCUAUUAUGAUCACAUUGAAAGGAUAUUUUUGAAUGGAACUGACAGAAAGGUAGUCUAUAAUGGAAAAGAUUUGAAUCAUCCUUUUGGAUUGUCACAUCAUGGAAAUUAUAUUUACUGGACAGAUUAUAUGAAUGGGUCAAUUUUCCAGUUGGAUUUGGUUACAAGGAAUGUGACGCUGUUAAGAAGUGAGAGACCACCUUUGUUUGGACUCCAGAUUUAUGAGCCACGUAAACAGCAAGGUAUGUAUUACAUACCAUUUCUCCAAAGGUCUGUUAUAAAAGGAUAUCUUCCCUUACAGUCUUUUUAG
This is a messenger RNA of Pezoporus occidentalis (night parrot), 2510 nucleotides long. RefSeq names its product low-density lipoprotein receptor-related protein 1B-like. The transcript has 13 exons. NCBI's taxonomy places the organism in Eukaryota, Metazoa, Chordata, Aves, Psittaciformes, Psittacidae. Gene Ontology annotation, cellular component: plasma membrane; signaling receptor complex. Bases 186 to 2510 code for a protein of 774 amino acids. The record is from RefSeq and is a predicted model, not a curated record. Gene Ontology annotation, molecular function: calcium ion binding; low-density lipoprotein particle receptor activity; protein binding.